This is a messenger RNA of Portunus trituberculatus (swimming crab), 1710 nucleotides long. RefSeq lists its product as uncharacterized. The record is from RefSeq and is a predicted model, not a curated record. Bases 1 to 1710 code for a protein of 569 amino acids. The transcript is spliced from 6 exons. NCBI's taxonomy places the organism in Eukaryota, Metazoa, Arthropoda, Malacostraca, Decapoda, Portunidae.
AUGGCGUCUUCCCCCCCCAACUCCCCACCUCGUCCCCUUCCCCAUCCCCACUCCCCACCCCUCGUCCCUAGCCACAACACCGCCACAACGCCGCACCAACACGCCCCACAAACUCGUGUUAAAACGCCAUGCAAACAAGUUGGAGGAGUAGGAGGCAAGACCUGGUGGAGCUUAGUCAAGGAGCGCCAAGGAGCUAAACACCAAGACGCCAUCCCUCCACUCCUCAGGCCUGACGGUUCCACUGCCACAAGCAGCUGGGACAAGGCCUCACUCCUGGCUACAAGCUUCAGCAACAAGAUGAGGGUUGGAGACCCGGGAAGACAAGCGCCUCACCUGCCACUGGAGACUCAAAGCACCAUCACCCUGGUCUCAGUGACAGCUGGACAAGUUGAGAGGCUCCUGAGAGCAGUGGAAGUGGGUAAAGCCACCGGCCCGGACGACGUCAGCCCACACCUCCUUAAGAACUGUGCUAAGGAGCUGUCAGGUCCUCUCUCCAACGUCUUUACGACCUGCCUGAGGGAAAAAAAUGGCCCUCAAUGUGGAAAGAGGCACGAGUCGUUCCGGUCCACAAGAAGAGCUCGCGGUCUGUACCCAGCAACUACAGGCCGAUCUCCUGCUCUCUGUGGUGGGCAAGAGAGACAGUUUGGCUUCAGGCCAGGCCGGUCCACCUCCGACCUACUCCUGCUCCUCACCAAAGACUGGCAAAACGCCCUGGACGAGGGCCUGGACACGCUUGUGGUAGCCCUGGAUAUAGCUGGAGCCUUUGAUAGGGUCUGGCACGCGGGACUUCUUGAAAAGCUCCGUGCCAAGGGGUUCAGUGCUGGGCCCAAUCCUGUGGAACAUCUAUAUCGACGACCUGCUCCGAAAACUACCGACAGUGGAAGCAUAUGCGGACGACUGCACCUCUCCCGGUCCUACUGCCGCCUUGAUAGCCAGAGCGCUGUCCGGCAGCUAAACAAGCAGCUACGGCUGGUGGAGCAAUGGGGAGAAACGUGGCAAGUCUCCUUUGCACCUGAGAAGACGCAGGCGAUGGUCAUCUCGCGGUCGCCAGGAGCCUCCAGAGCGGUCUCAGAGCAACUGUGCUUUGGAGGCAAGGCUCUGUCUCUCCAGGACCACAUCAAGGUCUUAGGGGUGACGGUGGACCGCUGCCUGCGCUUCGACGGCCAUGUAGGUGCAGUCACCCGACAGGCGUCUCUAAGAGUCUCUGCCCUGCGGAGGGUGGCGGGAACGCUUGACCCACACGGCAUCAUCACGCUAUACAAGGCGCAGAUACGUCCGUGCCUGGAGUACGGCUGCCUGUCGUGGAUGUCAAGUGCCGCCACCCACAUGCAGAGACUUGACAAGGUGCAGCGACGAGCUCUACGUCUGGCGGGAUACGACGCACACCAGGACGACCUGCCGCCACACACCCCCGUCACGUCGUUGGAGCACCGGCGUGAUGUGGCAGCGCUGGUGGUGUGCCACAAAACUCAGGUGCAAGGAGUACCGCACCUCCGACGCCUGGGACUUCCACCACGCGCUGCCCAGAGGCCCACGCGAGCUGCUGCCACCAGUGAGCAGACUGUGGAGGUGCCCUUCUCCAACACACGGCAGCACCAACGAACAUACAGUGCCCGGACCUCAAGGAUGUGGAAUGCAUUCACCACAACCACACCCCAGCACAGAGUGAAUCAUGAGGGGGCCAGCGACCACGCCCUCACCCCUCCAUAA